Didymosphaeria variabile is the source of this 702-nucleotide messenger RNA. RefSeq lists its product as uncharacterized. Gene Ontology annotation, molecular function: nucleic acid binding. The coding region runs from base 1 to 702 and encodes 233 amino acids. Lineage: Eukaryota; Fungi; Ascomycota; Dothideomycetes; Pleosporales; Didymosphaeriaceae. The transcript has a single exon. The record is from RefSeq and is a predicted model, not a curated record.
AUGACGGCGUCACACGAACCGUACCCAGAAGUCGACCCAGACGACCCCCGCUUCGACGAUGCCGACAUCUCCACCGCCCCCUUCGUCGACCAGCCAGCAUACGGAAGCAGACUCUGGCAGAAGCCCAUAAAGUUCGUGCCUGCCUCAAAGUCGACUCCCCUCACCGCGCCCUCCGUACUUGACGGUCGCUCCUUCGCCGAACAAUACCUCGCCAUCGUGUUCCCAAACGGGCAACCGCCACCCAAAACAGAUGCCUUCCCAACCUGCGGCAUCUGCGGCGCGCCUGUCAAAGAGUCGGAUGACCGCAUGCACUACCUAAGCCCGGUGCAUCAAGCUGCGCUUCCGGAGAUACACACGCCUUCCGGCAUAGACCGCACGCGACUGGGCUUGAAGCUGCUGCAAAGGCAUGGCUUUGAUGUCGAUGCGCGCAUGGGUCUCGGGGCUACCGGCCAGGGCAUGCUCUUCCCCAUCGUGCCGAAGGAGAAGCGGGAUAAAUUGGGCCUUGGUGUGGACAAGAAGCUUGUCGAUAAGGAGAGAAGAGAGGCGUUGCCGCCCAAGGGAACCACGCUCGACGCUGGGCAAGUAAGGAAAUUGGCGACGCAGCAGAAGAAGAAGCAUGAGAAGCUGCAAUCGAUGUUUUAUGGAGACGACAAGCUGGAAAAGUACCUUGGAGGUGGUGCGGUGGAUCAUGGGCUGAAAUAG